UGGUCGAGCGUGAAAGCUGCCGCCAACGCUUCCAGCUUCUCCCGGCUGAGCGCUCCGCUGCUGAGUGUUCGGUUCUGCCCGCAGCCGUGUGGCGUGGAAAUUGUAUCCAACGUUGGAACUGCGUCGUUUCCAGGGAAACGCGGCAAACACCAAAGUCGCCGACGAGGCUUGAGCGGUCAUUUUUGAAAGAUCCUCUCCCUCUGAAACUGAGAGAAAAGGACACUCUUCAUCCGUAUGAUGAGGUUUUUAAUAACUUUGAAACCACUACUGGCUCAACUCAUAAUCUCAAGACCAUCGGAGGUCUGCUUGGCCAUCCACGCCACAUAAAGGUUCCCAAUCACUGGAAUGUUCAUUACAUGAAGGAUUUGUCAGAAAAGCUGAGCAGGCGAGACUGGAGGACUCCGCUGAAUAUGGUGAACCAAACGAGUGAAAUGAAGGACAAAUACACCGGGAGACUCCCACAAACCCUGGACACUGCAUUUAAGGCUGGACCUCAGCCAUUCAAUCUGGCUAACCAUCACACCAAUGGACCAUCUAAAAAUAUCAUUGCCAGCACGGAGAAUCCAGCCCUGGCUGGCAAGGAGUAUUACGUACGAGACAAAGAUGUUCUGCGACUUAACGACAUUUAUUUAACCACAACCAACAAGGAUUUCAGGGCCUUUAAGAAGGAGGAGUUGGAAGGCUUUCCAAAGAAAGACAUACCAACCUACUGGGAAAUGGAAGACUACCCGAAGACCUGGGGCCAUGGGCUGAAGGAGAAUCCUCUGCCCAAAGACGCCCAGAGGAUUGUCCGUGGUCCUGGCCCGAUGACUGACCCCAGUGUGUUCCAAGUGGCCACAAGAAUUCCUCCUCUCCCCAGGCACCUGCCACCUGUCCCAAAUCGGGGACUCAAGACACAGUAUCAGGAUGUGUACCAACAACCCAAUGAUGUCAAGCGCAAACAGGACCUCUACUACCAAUUUCAGGCCCCAUGGGUGAUGACCCGGGCAGGCUCAACCCCAGAGAUCCUGUCUGUUCCCCACAUGUACAAGACAGAAUAUAUGUCAUAUGGGAAUGAGCGGCCCGUGAUCAUGUAAAAGGGAAAUGAAAUUCCUCCUCUUCCAAAACAAAAGAAGAAAAUCUCGCCCUGAGUGCCUAGUUCAGAUUCUGCAAUGGAGAUUAUUUUGGAAACCUGCAUCUGAAACAUAGAAUCGUAUGUCACAGAAAGAGGCCAUUCAGCUUCUCACCCCUGUACUGGCUCUCUGAAACAGCUAUCCAGUUAGUUCGAUGCUCCUGCUCUUUUCCCACUUUUUUAGAAAAAUAAAUCUUUUAAAAUUAUUUAUUCAAUUCCAUUUUAAAAGUCAGUAUUGACUCUGCCUCACUGCCCUCUCAGGCAGGCAGUAUGUUACAGAUCACAAGAAUUUGCUGCAUGGAUAAUUUCUCACUCCACCCCACACCAACCAACUAAACAUUUUUCUCCAUUAAACCAGUGUUUUCUGAUUACUGAGCCUCUUGCCGAUGAAAACAGUUUCUUCUCAUUGGUCAGACCCUUCAUAAUGUUGAAGAAUUUUAUUCAGUUGCCCCCCCUUCCCAAACCCCUUCCUGAAUUGGAAUUGCCAAUUCCCUUUGGUAUCCCUCUCAUGCAAUAGACUCUUGUCAGUUUCCUUAAAAGCCCUCACCUCAUAUCAAUCAAUGUGUUCCAGCCUUUUUAAUUAUACUGCCAUUUACCAACACAGGGAGAUUGAGAAAUAACUGGAACAGUUAUAAACAGAUUACUUUGUUUAAAAUAUAUUUCUGUGGGUUUUUAUUUUAAGUGAUCAAACUUUCAGUAGGAACAUGGCAACGUCGGGAAUAGCGCAGGAGUAGGCCAUUCGGCCCAUCGACUCUCAUCCACCAUUUGACUAGAUCAUGGUUGAUCGCUUGUCUCAAAGCCAUAUUAAUUGACUGUUCCUACAUCUGUCAAUAUCUAUUGAUCUCAACUCUUAUACUCAAUGACUGAACCUUCAUAGCAGUGAGUCCACAAGCUAUCAAUCUACUGCAUUGCAAUUGGGAAGAGGGAAAUAGAUCAGAAAUUACUUAUUAAACUUUGAGAAGCUGA
Messenger RNA from Chiloscyllium plagiosum (whitespotted bambooshark), 2077 nucleotides. Lineage: Eukaryota; Metazoa; Chordata; Chondrichthyes; Orectolobiformes; Hemiscylliidae. The record is from RefSeq and is a predicted model, not a curated record.